Molecule: messenger RNA, 171 nt
Organism: Trichoderma harzianum CBS 226.95
Lineage: Eukaryota; Fungi; Ascomycota; Sordariomycetes; Hypocreales; Hypocreaceae
Exons: 2
Coding region: 1-171 (56 amino acids)
Source: RefSeq, a predicted model, not a curated record
AUGAGACUCCCUCUUGUUGUGGUUAUGGCUUCUGUUGCUGAUGCCAACGGCACCAACAACACUGCCGGUCAAUCAGGAUCCUCAGGAUCUGGUGCGCAAAACACUUCGGCUAGUACACCAACAUCUGGAGCUGGAGGAUCUAGCUCGACCUCCGGAUCUCAGAAGAAGUGA